AGUUCGUCGUCUUACCCAAUUGUUGGCAGGUGUGUUAAUCCAUUGUGCUUUGUUCCUGUUUCGAUUGGCUGUGAUCAAUUCUGUGAGUGGUGUUAACCAUGUCUACUACGCCGCAAUCUCGGGAAAAUGGAGGUGAAAGUCAUAACGCUGAAGCGACGGGCUCUAACGGAAGUGGUUCUAAGCCAACGCGCCGUAACAACAACAUAUGGGGCUCCGCGGUUGUUCCCGCAGCCAAGCCAGAAUGGCCUGAAGAAGCAGCCGUUGUCGCUCCAACACCCGUUGAGCCUGUGGCCUUGGAAAGUAGUUAUCUGAAUGCAGAGGCUUUGGCUGCACGUUGGCAAGAGCUGAAUCAUGUUCAGGCUCAAAUGGCCUACAUGCAGCAACUGCAGCUGCAUCAGGCUGCCGUGCAGAAGCAAGAUGGACGUCAAUUGGACACUACGAACGUUUACGUCGCGCAUUUGCCGGCUACUUUUGGGCAGCAAGACUUCGUCGAUCUCAUGAGUAGGUUUGGAACAGUAGUGUCAAGCCGGUUGUUGGCCGGGGAACACUGGAAAAAGAAGGGUGUUCGCGGUGUUGCUUUUGCAAGAAUGGCAACGCCGGAAGAAGCAGCUGCGGCUAUCAAAGGAGUGAAUAAUCUUUCAUUGCCCGGGUCCACGAUGCCCCUGAGGGCUCGAUAUGCAUUCAAGACCCAACGUGAGAACGAAGAAUUUGGAGCUGCUCAAGUUGAAACUGCUGCUCUCGGUUCUGCUGGUACUGUUGCGGCAUACGCUGGACUGGCAGCUCUUUCGACCUAUGCCGACCCUUACGCCAUACCUACCGCGAGUUACGCGGCGCCAUUCGACCCUUAUUACGACGGCGAUUGGCAAGCGUACGCUGCCUAUGCGACUUAUGCGAAUCCGCAAGCGUAUUAUGCUACCACUGCUGGAGGCAGUUCGACGAGGCGACGCAGUGGAGAUGGUCGCGGGUCCCCGGGGACCAGCCGUGGUUCUCGGUCCGCUCGCGGUACCAUGCCUUCACGGACGCUGAUGGGUCACGAGCAAGAGAAGAAGUCGACGAGAGCCGUCGACAUGGGGGUUCUUCAUCGGGUCGUCGUCAUCGUAGUUGGAAAGAUGAACGCAGCAGCAGAAGAAGUGAAGAACGUAGGACGUCUUGCAAGCGCCGAAAGCGUAGCGACUCUUCGUCCAGCAACGAAUGAAUGGCAAAUGACUGUUGAGCACCGCGGCGGCUUACUCGUAUUGGACCAGUGUGGGUCCGCGGAAGUAGUGAGUAUCGUGUUUCCGUGGUGCCACGCGUUUAUGGAGCGGGAAGAUGCGACGUCGACCGACAAGCCCCCAACGGAUGAAUCUUUAAUCGCGGAAGAAUUACUUGGGAAGGAAGGAUCAAUGGACCCCCUAGAGCACGAUGUUGUUCUUGCUGGCGAAGGGCUGGAAGACGCCGAGGAUUCUUUGGAUGACAUGCCUGGGUCUAUUCCAGAUAAUCAGAAUCCAUCCGGAGAGCCGACCGAGCCCGUGAAAGAUGACGAAGAUCCUGCCGAACUUGACGACGCGUCGAAUGCCGACGAUUCUCCGGAAGUUGUCAAUUUGGAUGACAACGAAUUAGAUGAAGCCGACGAAGAAAUCGAGUCAGAGAAUGACGAGUUGGUAGAAGAGGAUGACUCAUCAAAAUCGGACAUAGAAUGCAUGGAUAUCUCAUCUCCGAAAGAUGCGGAUGAAGUUUUCUCAGAUUCCAAAGACAUGGGUGACCGCUCAUCUGUAGGAGAUCCUGAAGUCUGUGAUAUCUCUCAAGAGGAUUCAGAGAACGACGAUGAUGCCGAAGGCAAUGACGACGAGAAAAAUGCCGUAAAUUCUGUGAACGACGCCUCUAUCAUUGAAGAGGACGACGAUGAUAUUAUUGUUGAACAAGAAGUUAAAAGUGCUCCGAAAGUUCCCGGUAAAAACGAGGAAACCACGAAGAAGCCGCACGUUUCGUCCAAAGAACUAACUAUCGUCGAUGUUUCCAGUCUCCUUCCGAAAACUGACCCCAAGGCAACUCGUGUUACUCCAGAAAUGGCAAAAACAGUGGUGGCUGAGAAAUUGAUGGGUAAGCCGAAACCACCAAAAACUUCCAAGACUUCUCUGUUGAACACUGUGUUAUCCGACGGGUACCAGCUGGGCGACAAAGAUUUCGUCUUAGAAACAGCAUCAUUCGUUUGUCCUUACGUCUACCAGAAGCCUCUAAGUAAACCCGUGGUAGAGGUAUGGCGUGAACUUCGUAAGAAGCAUGCGGAAGAAUCCGGUGAGACUUUGGAUGAUGAGGAAGAGGAUGAAUUGUUCAAGUCAGAAGCCAAGAAACCCGUCGAUGGAAAGAAGAAAAAGCAAAAAACUAGGAAAAGGGGCUACAGUGACGCUGACGAAGCGUGGUCUGGUGCGUCUGAGUCAGAUAGUGAGAGUGACUCGGAAAAGUCGAAAAAGGAUCCCUUCUUUUCGGAUCCAAUCGGAUCUUUUCUUCUCAACAUCGGGAAAAGUAUCGUGGAUGAAUUUGCGAACUACGAUCUACUGCGUAUGCAGAAACGAAAGUUGGCCAAGGACGGAGGUGCAUCAGCCCCAGCUGCUGCCCACAAAGUGAUUCAGAUGACGAAAACUGCGCUAGAAAAUUCCAAAAAUAAAAACAUACCGUAUAAACUGGCGUAUAAGCGGUGCAGGUUCUGUAAUUUUCGCACAACGUCGAGCACUGUUCUUGCGCGGCACUAUGAAGUUCCGCAUCCAGGAUCCGGCAAUUUGGCUUACUGCAAUUUCUGUAACUUCUCUUCAAGAGUAUCCUUGGAAAUGGAAGACCACUUCCGCAUCAUGCAUAAGCGAAGGUAUCGCGUUCCUCGUCCGGAUAUCCGAUUUAAAUGCCCGUUGUGUCCGUGGGAAGACAGAUUUAAAGUCCGUUUUGCCAGACACAUGGAGGCUUGUGAGAAGAAAUUCGUCCCAGAAAAAACCCUGGAGAUAACGGACUGGGAGCCCCCAGCAAAGGCCCCUCUUCGGCAGUUACUUCAAGGUGGAAAAACGGAUUUAAAUUCCGCUCGGAUGAGCUAUCAGUUCCAUCCGUUGGUGACACGAGAGCAUGUCAAGGUUGCAAAUAUGAUUUUAGCUUCUGCUUCGAAACCCCCGAGACCGCAGCGAAAUUAUUCUCUCCCGAAUCCUCCUAAUCCAGUUAUACCGAGAGGACCAAGCAUGCCGUCACCAAACCUCUCCAUGUUGAUGAAUCAAGGACUUCGCGGCCCGAGGCCUGAUUUAAUGCAACUGACUCGACUUAUGUGGCAACAACAGCAGCAAAAUCCUGGGACCAAUAUGAGCUGGUUAAAUAAUUUGCAGGCAAAUGGACAGGGUGUCGCUGUUGCUGGAGGAACGUCAAUUUCCCUCGUUCCUUCAAGUGGAAGAAAAUCAGGAGGGAUCUCUGUUCGUCCUAAUAUCAGUAAUAUGAACAGUGGUCCUCGGGCUUCAAAUGGGACUCACAAAAAUCAUCCAGGAAGCAUGCCUUUCAACUUGCCGUCGUCACUUACUAUACAGUCCUUGAAAGGCAAUGUCCAGCAGAAUCCAAAGCCGCAGCCGCAGACACGCGCAGCUGCGAAACCUUUGAGCAAAGGAAACUUACCUCCUGGACCGUCCCCAUCAGUUUCGAUUACACCUUUGCCAGCUUCGGCUGGGCGACGACAAGGUAUGCCACCCGUUGUGCAGGUGGGUGCUGGACCCGGACGGCGGGCUGCUGGUAUCCCGCCCAAUCGUUUCGCCGGUGACGAACAGAAUCCCACAGUGAUGUACCAAUGGAAGUUGUUGGCGCAUGUGACCAAAGAUCACAAGAUGAAUCUGAAGCCUGCGCAUUUGUCGUACAAGUGCACGGUGUGCACAGCGACCUUCUCCAUGUAUCGUUCAUUCGAGCAGCAUGUUUACCUCGAGCACACGACUCUGACGCGUCGACAGGGUGGCGCUGUAAUCCCUCGGAAACAUCCUGCUCGGGUACCCGGACUACCGGGCUCGCUCAACAUCUCGGACGAGAUCACAAUCAUUCCACAACCGAAGACUAUUGUAGGAAAUAAACGCCCCGCGCCUACAAGACCGAUUACCAUCGAUUUAUCUGAUGAGGAAGAGCCUCCAGCAAAAGCCAAGUCAGGAGCAAAAGCUUGCGUAGUUGCUGAGGCGGUGGACUCAUGA
Molecule: messenger RNA, 4175 nt
Organism: Notodromas monacha
Lineage: Eukaryota; Metazoa; Arthropoda; Ostracoda; Podocopida; Cyprididae
Source: the annotation of a GenBank genome assembly